Messenger RNA from Pelagomonas calceolata, 678 nucleotides. The record is from the annotation of a GenBank genome assembly. NCBI's taxonomy places the organism in Eukaryota, Pelagophyceae, Pelagomonadales, Pelagomonadaceae.
GACAGCUGCCCCAAAGCACAUUAAACGAGCGCAAACAUCACCAUGGCAGCCCGUCGUGCCCUUCUUGACCUGCUUGAACGCGCCGUACAGCUUCUGCGCGAAGGAACGACGCCGGGCUGCACCAACCUCACGAAGCCCGAGCUGCGCGAAUUAGCGGCGACGGCACGAGCGCUCGCGGCGGGCGCUGAGGCCGAAAUCGAGGUGACUACCUUGCAGCAGCGCGUCCUCAACUACUACACGAUCCACGGCACGAGCUACGAAGGCUGCAACAUGAACGACGUCGCCGCGAGCCUCGGCAUCGACCUGGCCAAAGUCCGGUCGGCGGUGGACUUCCUGGAGGACGAGGGCGAACUCUACUCGACGAUCGACGAAGACCACCACAAGUUCACAAUGGAGGAGGAGGAGCUCGCGGCCGCGGCGCAGCUCCCGCUCCGCGAGGAGAAGAAGGACGUGUCCCGUUGUGUGGUUUGCAUGGAUGCCACUGCUAACAUGUCGUUUGUCCACGGGAACACGGCUCACUUGGCUACCUGCGAGGCAUGUGCGAAAAAAUUCAAAAGACAUAAUCAGCUCGGAGCAUCGGGAGCGGUCAGCCGCAUAUCGUCCCCGCCCGCCACUAGCAUUGCUGACAGAUGCCCCGUAUGCCGCCAAGGUAUCGAACGCAUUGCCAAGCAGUUCUAG